Messenger RNA from Bombus impatiens (common eastern bumble bee), 1480 nucleotides. RefSeq lists its product as uncharacterized. The transcript has 4 exons. Bases 119 to 736 code for a protein of 205 amino acids. The record is from RefSeq and is a predicted model, not a curated record. Lineage: Eukaryota; Metazoa; Arthropoda; Insecta; Hymenoptera; Apidae.
CUUCAAAAUGGCUUCCCAAAUAUUCUAGCAAAGUUCGUUGAUUUCUCUUCGCGAAACACUAUGUAUAUAUAAAUUUCGAUAUAUAUAUAUAUUUACAUAAAAAGAGAAAAUAGAAAAAAUGCCUAAAAAGAAACAAGGAAGAGGUAAAACAAGAAAAGAAAAGAGGGAAGUUAAUGAAGAUAAGGAAAAGCAGUACUUCGAAGAAAUUAUUGAUAUAGAUGAAAAUACAACAAAAGAUUUUGAAUUUCUAUCAAAUGCUCCAAUUUCUAAAAAUGAUGACUUUGUUUUUCAAUCAGAAAAAAAUUGGGAUGUUGAUGUUUUCAAAUACUCUGACUUUUUUACAAUUGAUCUAAAAACAUUAUCUGCAGCAAUAGAAGCAAUUUCAUUUAAUGAAAAUGUUAAUAUUGAUGCAAAGUAUUUUACUGAUGACCAAUUAACAGAUAUCUACAACACUGUGGAACGAGGUAAAGAAAAUUAUAAUAAAAUAUUAAGUGACUCAGAAAAGAUGAUUGUAAAUAAUACAAAACAUGAAGACGAAAAUCAGGAUUUAUUAGAAAAUACAGCUGAUGAUUUAGACUUUUUAUUGUCAUGUCAUAAACCUGUGACUGAUCCUUUGAUAGUUGUGAAAUCUGUAUCUCUUUCUUCUAGCUCUGAUUCAAAAAUAACAAAUAAAUCUAAUACGUCAACCAAAUCUUUGGACUUAGAAAAGUGGCUAGAUUCUAUUUUAGAUGAUUAACUGUGAAUAAUUUAUUAUAUUGUUAUCUCUGCAAAAAUUUCAGAAAAUCAAGAUAAAUAUUUCUGAAUAUUUGCAUAUGAACCAAAACAAAAAAUUUAUUUUUUUCUGAAUAAACAUUAUUAAAUAAGCAUUAAAUAGCAUAACAAAUAGAUUAAUAAAUAUUAGAGUAUAUUCUUUUUUGUGAUAUAUUUCAACCUUUUUUUUACAUAGACAUUUCAAAUUUUAUAACAGAUAUAAUUACACAAUUUUCUUUUCAACAACAUGUUGUAUAAAUCUGACAUAUUUUUUAUUUUAUAUUGUUGGAUGACUGGAUUACUUGUAUAAAACAUUUAUUUGUAAAUUAUUAAUCUUUAAACACACUACCAAUAUCACUAAAUCUAAGGCUAACUCACAUUUCUAACUAUAAUCUCAUACAAACAAAUACAUAUCAAGGAGCCAUUUUUUUUAAACAAUUCAUUGGUAAUGUAAGAAAUGCAUUGUCCAAUCUGCUCUGUAGAGUAAAAUUUUAUUUUAAUCACCAAACUGCAUAUUGAGAAAUGCUGUCAUUUUAUCAUAAACUAUAAGCAUAAUUGCACCACCUGGACCUAAUCGUAAGAUCUUUGGUAACAAUCCUUUAUACAAGGCUCUAAAUCUAAAAUAAAAAUAUUCACAAGCUAUGAAUAUUAAAAAGCAUUUCAUUGUGUACUUACUGGUUGUUAAUCAGAUGCAAUGAGAUUAUGCAAAUAAAAGAAGAAACACUACAUG